This is a messenger RNA of Racocetra fulgida, 1191 nucleotides long. The record is from the annotation of a GenBank genome assembly. NCBI's taxonomy places the organism in Eukaryota, Fungi, Glomeromycota, Glomeromycetes, Diversisporales, Gigasporaceae.
AUGACACAAAAUACUAAUUCGAAAAAGAAGUCGGAUGGGAAAAAGCCUAUGCCUAGUAAGAACGAUAAAACUGCAAUUAAAAAAGCUACUGCGGCUUGUGAUAUUUGCAAAACAAAAAAAGUAAGAUGUGUCCGUGAAGGUGAGGGUCCAUGCAAAUUAUGUAUCAAAGAAGGUUGCGGAGUUGAAUGUAUAUUCGGCCCACGACAGAAAAGGGGGCGUAAAAAAGCAACUGGAUCGAGCACCGGUGCGCCGACUAAUGCAGAGUUCCAAGAAUGGGGUAAAAAAUUGUAUCAAUUACUAGGUGAAGAUAAGCAAGCUGUUUCCGAUCACAUCCGAAAUUUUCCAAACAGAAAUUCUCAUUCUGAGAUGACAAAUAACAAAACAACACCAACCAAUUUUGGUCAAAACAUUCAACCAGACGUAGUUUUGGAGAAUACUUCGAGCAAUGGACAAUCAAUAUUGUUAACCAGUUUAAACCAAGAAAAUCUACAAGAUACAAGUUUUGUUGACCUUUUCGAUAAUGAACAAUUUGACGAAAUUUUAUUUGAAAUAAAUCAUGGGCCAAUGUUUGAUUUAGCUCAGUCAAAUCAAUUAAACAAAAAUUCAGACGAACAAAUUCCUCAAGAAACUCUGAACGCAAACUGGUUUGAUAAUAAUUUAGAAAUAGAUGAACAAGCAAUUUCUGAAACCCGAUCAUCUAGGCCCACCAACAGACAAUUUCCAUCGCAUCGUUCACGAAGUCGUGAUAACCGCCACAGUAGACAAGAAGCCCGAAACCGUGAACAUGUUUCACGCUCUCUAAGUCCGAAUUAUAGGACUCCAAUGUAUUCAAAUGGAGAAUUAACUUUGAACACUAUACAAUAUUUUUCUGCGCCUUAUUCCCCAACUCAUCUUUCUCCAAUUAUUCCAAUUAAUUAUUACACAUCAAAUAACUCAUCUGCUUCUACGUCUGCACAUAUGCAAUCACCAAUUCACGAUUUUGAAAAAUUAUCUAACCAAUCAUCACCUCUUAUACCGUCGCAAGAUUUCGAGGAUACGAAUCAAUCAUCAAUUCUUAGCAAUUAUAUCAAUAAUCUUCACUUGUUUACUUCGGAAGAUGUGGAUCAGCUCUCACGCAUAAAUUUAACUGCGGACACCCAAACAUCAACGUUGGACAAUUCAGAAGAAAUGACAUUUUCCAACAGUUCCUAA